AUGAGCUCAGCACGGUCAGAGAUCGAGGGUAUCAAGAAGCAGAUUCAAGAAAAGUACUCGAACGUCAAUGGAGCCGGUUCGCAGGGCUCUGACGGCGAAAAUGGUUGGAAGGAUCUGCUGCAAAGUGUGAAGAAUAACGUGUAUCAGUACAAGGGCAUCAAUCAGGCGUCCAGAGAGAAAUAUUUUAGUGCGAACGCUCGGAUCCUGGAGGACCCACUGGAGUCGUCGUUCCAGUACCGUGUAUGCAACAAUUGCGGUGUGCCGUUGGCUUUAAACAGUAUAAUGGAUCAUUUGGAAAACCAUUGCAAGGGGACUGCGGCGGAGUCGCCGCGAGAAAUGAAGAAGGAACUUACGGAUGAUGACGUUGGGAGCAUCUCGUCAAACAAGAGGAAAAAUAUGGAGUCCAGCGUUAGUAGCUUCGAUGGCAAGACGUAUCCCGUCGAAGCGGCGUCGCCAACACCGAGACCUGAUCAAAAGAGGCUCAAAGAAAGCAGCGAAACGCCGGUGAAGAGGCAGCGUAAGGUGAAGCAAAGAAAUCCGACCGAAAAGCAUUUAAUCGAUUUCGACAAACAGUGUGGUGUGGAAUUGCCAGAGGGUGGUUACUGUGCGCGAUCCUUGACCUGUAAAUCACACUCGAUGGGCGCUAAAAGGUCCGUGGUUGGUAGGACACAGCCAUUUGACAUGCUGUUGGCAGAAUAUCACAAGCAGCAUCAGACCAAGAUCGGAGCUGCAGCAGAGAAACGUGCGAAGCAACAGGAAAUACAGAAGCAGCAGAAGCAGAUUCAGAAAGAGCAGAAGAAGCAGUUGCAACAGCAGAAACAAAGCCAGAGAGGCAGGAAAGGUAACUCGACAAGUGCGGGGAACAACUCCAAGACCUCCAGCGGCGGACUCUCUCAUCUCUCUGACGCCACAGGUCUCAACAUGAAUGUGACGCCCGAAGAAGAGACCACUCAAGUCUUGAACGGGGUCUCCCGAUCAUUGCCUUUGCCUUUAGAGUCAACGGUUCUAUCGUCAGUCAGAAGUAGAAACAAGUAUUUUAGGAUGAGGGAGAUGUUCGCCUCUGCAUUCUCAGUCAGACCAGGGUUCACAUCACCUGGAUACGGAGCGAUCCACUCACGAGUGGGCUGCUUGGAUCUAGAUAGAACCACAGAUUACAAAUUCCGCAUACGAACACCGCAACCGAUGAACCAGCUACCCCCUCAGGGUAUGACGCCUCAGCAGAUGAAGAAACUACAGCAGCAGAGGUUGCUGCGAGCUCAGUUACAGCAAGGAAAUCAGUUGCAACAAGCGAACUAUCAACAAAAUCAGCAGCCGGUACCCCAACAAUCUAAUAACGUUCCCAAGCCUGUGAAUGGGAUAGUCAGACCUCCCCAGGAACAGACGGCAUUGGAGCAAAAGGGGCUUACGCCACAGGAGAUCCAGUUCCAGCAGCAAAAGCUACGGCAGCAGCAGCUACAGCAGCAGCGGUUCGAGGCGGCGGCCUUUCAUCUAGCUAAUGCUACAAAAUUGAUGCAGGGUCCCAACGGGAAUCCUGGGAGCACAGAGAUCCACAACAACAACUCCAAUUCUCCUCCGCCGGCCGGAACACCAUCUGCUAAUCAACAGAUCGUUAGCCCCAUGGGCGGAAGGGUGAACGUUGGGAUAGGAAAUUACGGUGGUAGAGUUAAUUGA
Messenger RNA from Torulaspora globosa, 1671 nucleotides. RefSeq names its product deubiquitination module subunit SGF73 (gene SGF73). The record is from RefSeq and is a predicted model, not a curated record. Gene Ontology annotation, cellular component: SAGA complex. The transcript has a single exon. NCBI's taxonomy places the organism in Eukaryota, Fungi, Ascomycota, Saccharomycetes, Saccharomycetales, Saccharomycetaceae. The coding region runs from base 1 to 1671 and encodes 556 amino acids. Gene Ontology annotation, biological process: RITS complex assembly; regulation of transcription by RNA polymerase II; regulatory ncRNA-mediated heterochromatin formation.